Schistocerca americana (American grasshopper) is the source of this 1040-nucleotide messenger RNA. RefSeq names its product peptidoglycan-recognition protein SD-like. The record is from RefSeq and is a predicted model, not a curated record. The coding region runs from base 66 to 869 and encodes 267 amino acids. The transcript has 5 exons. Gene Ontology annotation, molecular function: zinc ion binding; N-acetylmuramoyl-L-alanine amidase activity. Gene Ontology annotation, biological process: peptidoglycan catabolic process. NCBI's taxonomy places the organism in Eukaryota, Metazoa, Arthropoda, Insecta, Orthoptera, Acrididae.
AAGUGGCCGGCGUGUGGUGCGGUACGGUGCUGUGGAGUGGUGAGGUGUGGCGUGUACACUGAGCGAUGAGCAACUGCAACACGGGUGCGGGCGCCGCCAUCCUGUCAGCCCGCGCUGCCGCAGAAACAACACCUCUGCUCCGACCAGACAGACAUGCUGAUGAUGGUGAUGAUGCCAGUGGAGAUAAUCAGAGUUCCAUUAACUGGAGACGUCACCUGAAGAUAAGAUGCACCAACUCAGCACAAAUUUUCAACAUUAUUGCUCUGAGCAUUAUACUCUUUGGUGGUGUUAUUGUAUCAGUCUGGCUGUAUAUUGACAGACCUGGUAAUACGCAGUCCUGUGAUGAAAGAUGUAUGUUACAUUUAACCACACGUCAGGACUGGGGUGCUGAGCCACCCAGAAAAAACAUUUCUCAAGGGGCACGACCAGCAGUAUACGUCAUCAUCUCACACACUGUAACUUCCCCAUGUAAUUCAUCUGUAGCAUGCAAGUCUGAACUCAAGGCCAUGCAGUUAAAUAACUUCAAAAGAAAUUUUACUGACAUCAAGUACAGCUUUCUUGUUGGAGGAGAUGGGUUCACUUAUGAAGGUCGUGGCUGGGAAGCUGAGAAUGCCAUUGCACCACAUUUUGAUCCCACGUCUCUGGGAAUUGCCUUUAUUGGAAAUUUUGAGUCUGUUACUCCACCAGAAGAGCAGCUAAAUCAGGCAAAAUCAUUGAUACAAGAAGCUCUUUACCAACAAAAGCUUUCACAUGAUUACAAACUGGUGGCCCACCGACAAGUCGCUCACACAAAGAGUCCUGGAUUUGCGUUAUUCAGUAUUAUCAAAACCUGGAAACACUGGGAAAAUUGUUACAUGGAGAGCUGUUGAUGUUGCAUUUUAAGAUAAUGUCUAUGGCUAGCAUGAAUUCAUUAAUGGAUCAUUUUAGGCACACAGUUGUGUUUAUUAAUAUUCAUUAAUUCAUUUAUUUUAUUUAUUUAUUUAUUUACUUAUUUCGUAGACAAGUGGUCACUGUCCACAAGUGUCUUUUAAAUCAUAUCU